AUGUACCGUUCUUUUCUUCGUAGUGCACUAACACUAUCGACAUUUGUUCGAUGGACUGCCACAGACAGUUAUAUUAAUCGCCAUAUUGGUCCAACUACAGCCGAUACAAUGUCUAUGCUUCGUACGAUUGGUAAAGAAAGCCUAUCCGAGUUAAUGACAGCCGCUGUUCCAGAUGAUGUGUUGCGACCGCCACUAAAGGAGUCCACCGCUAUGAGUGAAAAAGAUGCCUUGGCCCUUUUGCGCUCUCUUGGUGCGCGUAAUAAGGUAUUAAAGAGUAUGAUUGGACAAGGAUACUAUGAGUCCAUUACUCCACCAGUAAUACUUCGAAAUAUUAUUGAAAACCCUGGAUGGUAUACUCCCUACACUCCUUAUCAAGCUGAAAUAUCACAAGGACGUCUGGAGUCUCUUUUAAAUUUUCAGACUGUCAUAAUUGAUUUAACAAAAAUGGAUGUAGCGAAUGCAUCACUUUUAGAUCAAGCUACUGCAUGCUCUGAAGCAAUGUAUCUUGCUUUUCAACAUUUUCACCGAAAACGAGAUACUUUUUUCGUUUCUAAAGAUGUUUUCCCAUCUUGUAUAGAAAUGGUAAAAUGUAGAGCAGAACCUCUUAAAAUAAAAGUUAUUGUUGGGGAUCCAAAUAUGAUCGAUUGGGAAGAUUCAUCACUCUGUGGAAUUUUAGUUCAGACCCCAGAUACCAUGGGAAUUCUUCAUGACUUUUCAUUACUAUUUGAAACUGCUAAAAAAAAAGGUAUUAUUACUUGUUGUGGAACUGAUUUAAUGUCUUUACUACUUCUUAAACCUCCAGGUGAAAUGGGAGCCGAUGUGGUUUUAGGUUCUGCACAACGUUUUGGUGUUCCAUUAGGUUAUGGAGGACCUCAUGCAGCCUUUUUUGCUGUAAAGGAAGAAUUUAAACGACUAAUUCCAGGACGUAUUAUUGGUGUAAGUAAAGACUCCGCCGGUGAUCCUUCUAUACGUAUGGCACUUCAAACUCGGGAACAACAUAUUAAGCGUGAAAGAGCAACAUCAAAUAUUUGUACAUCACAGGCUUUACUGGCAACAGUAAAUGCUUUUUAUGCUAUCUAUCACGGUCCAGAGGGUCUCAAAGAGAUUGCAAAUGAAAUUCAUACCAAAGUAAAAAUUCUUUCAGUUGGAAUGGAAUCUGCAGGACAUUCUGUAGUAAAUAAUUCCUUUUUUGAUACUAUAACUGUAAACUUAAGAGGAAUAACACCAGAGGACUAUGUAACACGUUGUGUAGAAAAGGGUAUUAAUAUAUUUCUUGAUUAUAGUACAGGUACAGUUUCUAUAUCUGUAGACGAAGCAACAACAGAAGGACAUAUUGUCUCACUUUUAGAGGCUGCAGGUUUAAAAUUACCAGUAAUAACUGCCCUAUCAAAUAUAGCAGAGCAAAAAACAGCUAUACCAUUAGAAUUAGUACGAAAAUCGGUUUUUUUGAAACACUCAACUUUUCAAAAAUACAAGAGUGAAAUUGAGCUUAUGCGCUAUAUUCAUCGACUACAACGGAAAGACUAUGGAUUGACACACGGUUGCGUCCCUUUGGGGUCUUGUACUAUGAAACUUAAUCCAGCUGCAGCCAUGUUUCCAUUAUCUUGGUCUGAAUUUACUAAUGUACAUCCUCUUGCACCAAUGGAUCAAGCAAGAGGAUAUAGCGCACUUUGUUUAGAUCUUGAGCAUAAAUUAAGAGAAAUUACAGGUCUAGAUGCUGUUUCACUUCAACCGAAUAGUGGGGCCCAAGGUGAAUAUGCUGGUCUUCGUGUGAUUCGAGCGUAUCAUAUCUCUAAAAAAGAGGGAUAUCGCAACGUUUGUCUUAUACCUGAGAGUGCACAUGGAACAAAUCCAGCAUCAGCUGUAUUAGCAGGAAUGACAGUGGUUAAGGUAAAAUGUCUCCCUGAUGGUAGAAUAGACAUUAAGGACUUGGAAGCUUUGUGCCAAAAACACUCAAAGGAACUUUCUUGUAUUAUGAUAACGUAUCCAAGUACAUAUGGGUUAUUUGAGAAGGAUAUUUUAAACAUUACAUCUAUGGUACACUACUAUGGAGGACAAUGUUACAUUGAUGGUGCAAAUCUUAAUGCUAUGGUUGGUUAUACUGGACCUGGAUUUAUUGGAGGUGACGUCUGUCAUAUUAAUCUUCACAAAACCUUUUCUAUUCCCCAUGGUGGUGGUGGACCAGGUAUGGGUCCUAUUGCAGUUCGUCAACAUCUUGCUCCUUUUUUGCCUAAUUCUGUCUUUAACCAAAAAAUUGGAGGCUCACAACCAUUUGGACAAGUUUCACAGGCAGCGUAUGGUUCGGCAUCUAUUCUAACUAUUUCAUAUAUGCUUAUGUUAAUGCUUGGUUCACAUGGACUUAAGACAUGUACCGAGUAUGCUAUUUUAAAUGCUAACUACCUUAAAAAACGUAUUGAGAAUCACUACACAAUUCUUUUCCUUGGUGAACAUGAUUUUUGUGCUCAUGAAUUUAUUCUUGAUUUACGACAGUUUAAAAAAACUGCUCAGAUUGAAGCUGAAGAUGUUGCAAAACGAUUAAUGGAUUAUGGUUUUCAUUCCCCUACUUUGGCAUUUCCAGUAGCGGGAACUCUUAUGAUUGAACCUACAGAAUCAGAAUCGAAACGAGAACUGGAUCGCCUUGCAGAUGCUCUUAUUUCUAUCCGUGGUGAAAUUGCUGCUAUUGAAAAAGGUGAACAGUGUACAAAAAAUAACGUAUUAAAGAAUGCACCACACACUGCAAAAUGUGUGACCUCUGAUAAAUGGGAUAGACCAUAUAGUCGACAAAUGGCAGCAUUCCCUUCUUCUUAUUCAUAUAUUGAAAAGUACUGGCCAACUGUAGGACGAGUCGAUGGCGCUUAUGGAGAUCGUCAUUUGAUGUGUAGCUGUGCAUCUUUAGAUUUUUAUGAAUAA
Molecule: messenger RNA, 2910 nt
Organism: Trypanosoma theileri
Lineage: Eukaryota; Euglenozoa; Kinetoplastea; Trypanosomatida; Trypanosomatidae
Product: glycine dehydrogenase
Exons: 1
Coding region: 1-2910 (969 amino acids)
Biological process (GO): glycine decarboxylation via glycine cleavage system
Cellular component (GO): mitochondrion; glycine cleavage complex
Molecular function (GO): glycine binding; pyridoxal phosphate binding; glycine dehydrogenase (decarboxylating) activity
Source: RefSeq, a predicted model, not a curated record